UUUCAAAAACACGGGAACAACCUCGUGUCCAACUUCAUGUACCUCUCCUAACAUUUUGGCUUUAUUUACUGUUAAAAACGAAAUUCGUUAUGGACACUGAUAAUAAUCCAACAACGGAGGUAGCUGCUACUACUACAGACAGUGAAGACACAACAGAAGCGUUCGUCAAGGUGAAAUCAAAGAAGACAUCGAAGCGAAAACGCGAGAUGGAUGGAGUCGAUAUGGAGGCUGAGGACUCCGUAGCAUGCAAGCGGCCUCAGUUUCCACCCAUUUCAGGCGACAAACUUAAGGGUGGUUCUGAUGAGAUGCGUAAGGUUGCUGUCCCGGCCCACAGGUAUACCCCUCUGAAGGAGAACUGGCUGAAGAUAUUCACACCCAUCGUCGAGAACCUACAGCUCCAAGUCAGAUUCAACCUCAAAACCAGAAAUGUGGAAAUUAAAACAUGUAAAGACACGCAGGACAUUGGCUCUCUCACGAGAGCUGCAGACUUCGUACGAGCCUUCGUUCUAGGAUUCCAGGUUGAGGAUGCCCUUGCUCUCAUCAGAUUGGAUGAACUUUUCCUGGAAACCUUUGAUGUCACAGACGUAAAACCACUGAAAGGAGACCAUUUGUCCAGAGCUAUUGGGAGGAUAGCAGGGAAAGGAGGCAAAACAAAAUUCACCAUUGAAAAUGUGACCAAGACCAGGAUUGUUCUGGCAGACUCGAAAGUACACAUAUUAGGAUCUUUCCAGAAUAUUAAGAUGGCACGGACAGCGAUAUGCAAUCUCAUCUUAGGAAGUCCCCCUUCUAAGGUGUACGGUAACAUCAGGGUCGUGGCCAGCAGGACAGCAGAGAGAUUCUAAAGUCACACGUGGAUUUAUAUUCUCGUCUCCUGAUGAAAGUCAGGUAUUCACCAAGAUUCUGAUCGAAGACCGGUUUUGCCUUUUUUUAAACCUACGGUAAUAUGGAUGGGUGGACCUGGUCCUAGAUCAGCACUCCUGAGACGCUUUUUGGAUGUGGGCCCUUGCCUGACAUCUUCCAGGACUUUUGUUGUUGAAGCUGGACAUAUUGAUCUGGGGAGUGCCUACCUGCCUUCGACAUCUGGACUGGCCUGGCCUAUCUCUUCCCACAGGGGAUAUUUGCAUGUAAAUGAUUUGCCCCUGGAUUUCAGUUUGAUUUAAAUAAAAUCUGAACCUAAAAGUAUUUGGAGGCCAACAAUUAAUUGUUACACAAAGUGAAAAUUUGAGUUAAUGUAAAUAAAACUGCAGAAACCCUAA
This is a messenger RNA of Oncorhynchus keta (chum salmon), 1256 nucleotides long. It is a transcript of the gene pno1, whose product is annotated as partner of NOB1 homolog. Gene Ontology annotation, cellular component: nucleolus. The transcript is spliced from 7 exons. The record is from RefSeq and is a predicted model, not a curated record. Gene Ontology annotation, molecular function: RNA binding. NCBI's taxonomy places the organism in Eukaryota, Metazoa, Chordata, Actinopteri, Salmoniformes, Salmonidae. Bases 90 to 842 code for a protein of 250 amino acids.